AUGAAAUUCUUCGCAGUUCUCGCUCUUUGCAUCGUUGGUGCCAUCGCCGCUCCAUUAUCUGCUGACCAAGCAGCUACAGUCCGUGCUUCAUGGGCUGGAGUUAGACACAACGAAGUUGACAUUCUUGCUGCUGUCUUCAGUGAUCACCCAGAUAUCCAAGCUCGUUUCCCACAAUUCGCUGGAAAGGACCUUGCUUCAAUCAAGGAUACUGGUGCAUUCGCCGUCCACGCUGGAAGAAUCGUCGGAUUCAUCUCAGAAAUUGUUGCUCUUGUUGGAAACGAAUCAAAUGCCCCAGCCAUGGCUACACUCAUCAAUGAAUUAUCAACAAGCCAUCACAACCGUGGAAUCACAAAGGGACAAUUCAAUGAAUUCCGUUCAUCACUCGUCUCAUACCUCUCAAGCCACGCUUCAUGGAAUGAUGCUACCGCUGAUGCCUGGACCCAUGGACUUGACAACAUCUUCGGAAUGAUCUUCGCUCACUUGUAA
Messenger RNA from Chironomus riparius, 486 nucleotides. NCBI's taxonomy places the organism in Eukaryota, Metazoa, Arthropoda, Insecta, Diptera, Chironomidae. The record is from the annotation of a GenBank genome assembly.